Molecule: messenger RNA, 1146 nt
Organism: Aspergillus uvarum CBS 121591
Lineage: Eukaryota; Fungi; Ascomycota; Eurotiomycetes; Eurotiales; Aspergillaceae
Exons: 1
Coding region: 172-1146 (324 amino acids)
Source: RefSeq, a predicted model, not a curated record
CUCCACCCAGGCUGUAGCAUAAAGACUACUUGUAUAUAAACAGCAACACCUCCAUCGAACACCACAUCUCCCUAAACAAGAUCCCUCCAAACCACCAAGCACAUCAAUCGAUACCCCUCACAGCUAAAAACCCGCAGACGCUAGACACCCACAAUAACCACAACAACCACAAUGGCCACCAACCCCACCCAAUCGACCCCGACCAAAACCGUGGAACAGGCCUUCCACACCGGCCUUCCGCGCUGCUGGACCCCAACCCGCUACCGCCUCAUGACGGAGGCGCCCCCGCUGUCCACCCCAGAAGACGGCCACACCUACGAGAUGAUCAAAUGGGUUCCCGCGCAGGUGUACCUGGACCAAGGGCGCGAGCGCUACACCGGGCUGACCACCCGCGACCGCAGCCUCCGCGACACCAAGCUCCCGACAUUGGAGCUACCCCAAGUCGCGACGGCCGAGGACGUCGGCUGGAUGACGGAGGUCAACCUGAUCCCCGGGUUGGAGCGUCUCCUCGUGGGCAGCUGGCCGCUGGGCGGCGAGGUUGUCGGCGGCUUCACGCACGGCCCCUGGGGCGAGAAGCUGUACGUCUGGACCCUCCGGCUGGCGUGGGGGUUCAGCGUCGACGUCGCCGUGCUGGUCAUCAAGCCGCCGAACCAGGUGCGCGGGCUGGAUUACUUUGGCGUCGUGGGCGGGGAGCGUCAGUGGCGGUGGUUCAAGGCGAGGCAGGCUGAGGGGGGGAACGACGACAACGGCAAUGGCAACGACAACGCCAACGACCAGACCAACAACAAACCCGUCCUAACCCACGGCCUCCAGGCAAACGCCAUCCCCCACACCCAGCAAGCCAGGAAGUACGGCGCCGUGCAUGGCAUCAGCCACGUCGCGCUCUUCGACUUCCAGCAUCUGGUGCUCCUGGACCUCGAUGGACACAUGCGGCAGGAGAAAAAUCCCGACAGCGGCAUCCCCGAUCCGCUCACGGUGACGUACUUUGACGAGCGGGACCGCGAUCUGGAGAACGGUGAGUGCUUCCAUAUGGUCCUCCUCGGGUUUGUGCUGAGCGCAAUGAACCGCGUGCCCUUGUUGGCGCGGAAUAGGCUACAGCCAAAGGAUUCUGAGAUGUCGGACCCGCGCCGGGUUCGAGAGGUGUAG